AUGUGUACUACUGUAGUACUACCACACCAUAUUGUCCAUAUUACACGUUCGAUUCUCGAUUUCCAACGUAUAACGUUCUUAUAAACAUCGCUGAAUUUAUUUGAUAAUUCAACGAUAACAAUUUGUUUUUAGCUAGUAGAGAAAUGGCAUUUAUUGGGGAUGUUACCGCAGAUCAACUGUUAGCUGGAUCCGAUGUGUUGUCCAGACCUGCAGAAGAAUUUGACAAUGAUCCUUCCGUAGAAGCUAUGUGGGCAAUGAAAGCAAUGGAGCACGCAGAAGUUUAUUUUAAUAUUUUAUGUUCUGUCGAUCCUAAGUUUUUAAAACUUACUCCUCACGAUGAACAAAUAUAUAAAACCUUUCGAGAUGUAUUCCCUGAUCUAAAAGUGAAUAAAAUAAAUGAGGACGAAUUAAAAUCGCCAGAGGGAAAAAUUAAGUGGAGACCAUUUUGCGAGCAAUUCAAGGGGCUUGUAGAGGACUAUAGUUUCGGUACAUUGUUGAGAGCAGAUUGCGACGGUGAUUACUCUGAAGAAAACAGUAUACUCACAACUAGAAUACAAUUUUAUGCCAUUGAACUUGCCAGAAAUAGAGAAGGUUUUAACGAUGGUAUUAGGAAAAAAUACAAGCCAAACAGAAGUACAGAAAAAUCGUAGGUUACAAUACGAUAUUCUGAUAUUACAUGUUAAAGAAUAAUUGCAUAGUAUGUAAUUUUUCAUCUACAAUUUUGUACAAUCUGAAUGUAUGAGGACUUGCAAAGAUACACAUUUUAAUAGAAUGUUAUUUAUACUGAACAGAGGCAAAAAAUAAACAAAGUUAAAGAAAA
Molecule: messenger RNA, 820 nt
Organism: Hylaeus anthracinus
Lineage: Eukaryota; Metazoa; Arthropoda; Insecta; Hymenoptera; Colletidae
Product: protein PBDC1
Exons: 4
Coding region: 144-650 (168 amino acids)
Cellular component (GO): cytoplasm
Source: RefSeq, a predicted model, not a curated record